Messenger RNA from Closterium sp. NIES-67, 1725 nucleotides. Lineage: Eukaryota; Viridiplantae; Streptophyta; Zygnematophyceae; Desmidiales; Closteriaceae. The record is from the annotation of a GenBank genome assembly.
GGAUCCCACAGCGCACUGAUAGUAAAGUCACUUCAGAAUUGAGGCGACCUCUGAUAGAACGUAGAGGCGCACCUCAGUUUCCAUCAUCCACGAACAAAGUCUUCGCGCCUAGAUUUAUGGGGCCAAGGAAUUAUCGUCCCAAUACCGCACGAACAGCAUAGAUACUGCUACUAAAUUCCCCUCGUUACAAUCACCGAAGCAUCCUCCCCAACCUUCUCCCUCACCUCGUUUCUCGAGUCCUUCACCACCUCGCACCAACUCAAACCCACUCAAGACUGAACUUAAUCCCUCUUCAAUUCCUCAAACCGCCCUGUCGCAAGGUGCCGCCUAGCUGGCAUUGCGGAAUUGGUCGAGAAGACCGAGAGGGUCGAGCAGGCGGUGUUCGAGCCGCGAUUGAUUCAGCCCGCACCGCUCCCUAACGCCGUGGGACGCGCCGAGCUCUAUGUCGACGAUGGCAUGGUGGUCGACGGCUCCGCUGAUCCCUCCAAUGUGAUGCUCCCGGGCGAGUCGGCGGGCGCAAGUAGUAACAGCCUCAUUCCGCUGGACGACAAUUUGGUAACUGACGUUUCGCCCGUCGCGAAGCAGCAGGUGUUGGAGCGGUGGUUGCAGCACGGCGGUUCCGGAAAUCCCAAGGAUCGCACGAGCUGCUCGAUGGACCGCGGCUCGUGGCAGGUGGAUGCCACGUGGCUGCUGUACGAUGCCUUGUGUCCGUACAUCUACCCGAACCAGAACUGCAUGAGAAACGGCCGCCCGGACCACCCCCGGCUGCCCGGUUCCAACACUCGAUCAAGCCACGCUCUACAGCCUUGUCGCGGGGAAAUCCAUGGUGUUCGUGGGCGACUCCGUUACGCGCAACACAUUUGAGUCGCUGGCGUGCCUCAUGUACGGCUUCUACGACAUGCCGGAGGAUCUGGCAGGAAUCAACAUGGCGAACGGGAUGAAGCGCGGGUUCGUGCGGCCGGCGUGCAACUUCACCCUGGCGUUCCACCGGACGAAUUUCAUGGUUGAUCUGAAGCUGGAUGACCCCGCCAAGCCUAAGGGAGGGGGCGUGAUGGACCUGAGCAAGCCGGACGAGAGGUGGAUGCGGCGACUGGCGCAACAUGAUAUCUUCGUUAUAAACACAUGUCAUUAGUGGACAGAUGCGAAGAUCAAGAGCUCAAGAUUCCGCUUUGCUCCACCCCACCAGGGCUUGUCUGUAGUGGAGGGAUUCCAGAAGGCGUGGGAGAUGACCCUUGGGCGUCUUCAGGAGCGAUCGCAUGCGGGGCAAGGUGCUGGUUACUCCAACUAAUUCAGCUACCCACUUCACGGGCCAGGAUUCUAAGAGUGAGUGCCCGCACACAGCUUUCGAUGAACGCCAUAGGAUUCCUUAAUGAGCGGUUUAUCAGGAACUAUAUGACGAUGGAGCCUUAUAACAGGGUGAUGAGGCAGCUUGUAUCGAGGAUGCAUGGGAAGGAGAGGGCGGAGGGGAGAGUGGGAGGAGCACAGGUGGUGUUGUUGGAUCAGGCUCGGCCGACCCUGUUUAGAAGUGAUAGACACCCAGGCAAGUGGGCGCUGCUGCCCAAUGGGGUGAGGGACUGCGAACAUUUUUGCCUGCCUGGAGUGCCUGACGUGUGGAACGAGAUGAUGCUUCAGCAACUAUGGGAGCUGGGAGAGGCAUGGAGGGAGUAGGGAAGGCUGGUUUCGAGGAGAGGGCUGGUCAAAGGAGAAUAAGCCAACAAGGAACUA